This is a messenger RNA of Brassica oleracea var. oleracea, 487 nucleotides long. RefSeq lists its product as uncharacterized. The transcript is spliced from 3 exons. The record is from RefSeq and is a predicted model, not a curated record. Lineage: Eukaryota; Viridiplantae; Streptophyta; Magnoliopsida; Brassicales; Brassicaceae. The annotation marks the transcript as partial.
CGUUGUUCAACACGCCAUCAACGCUUGGUUAGCCACACUCGUUUUCAAUGAUUUGAUGGAAUUCAAAAGAAAUAAUCCACCACCAGCUACAAUAAUGCUCAUAUCCGAUGAGUUGGACGGCAAAUUGAAUUUCCCUCUUGGCCGGAAUCAACAAAUUCAAAGUGGAUACAACCUUGUUCUGGCGAGUUCAUGUGGUGGGUCUAUGUAUCGUCUCCACCAUACUGCAGAUUGGCGCUGGAAAACCCUACUGGAGGCGGCGGCAUAUUCAGUGUCUCAGGACACAACAACAAGUUAUGUUCUUCGGAAAUGCAGUUCGUGGGGCGAUUCCUUUACCUUGUCGUCAUUUGUUUGCAGAGCAUGCAAAUUUACUGGCCUAAGCGUUGCAAGUUUCACCAGUCAUCUCUCCACUGAAGAACAUAAAAAGACGGACAAGGAGGAGAAGGAGAACUUCAGUGUGCCAGACUUCUCACCUUUCAUAACAGUAAAG